Molecule: messenger RNA, 2698 nt
Organism: Megalobrama amblycephala (Wuchang bream)
Lineage: Eukaryota; Metazoa; Chordata; Actinopteri; Cypriniformes; Xenocyprididae
Exons: 7
Coding region: 1164-1991 (275 amino acids)
Source: RefSeq, a predicted model, not a curated record
UAUUCUUCCAGUGUUAAACUUUUAACUCAACAUGCAGUGUAUUUCCCACAAUUCCAUACGACUCAUUUCAGUUGGAAAAUGUAUUAGGGAGAUCCCGGUAGCUCCCGGUUCAAUGGUAAGUUUCAAUCAUUUUUUUUAACGAAUUGUGUGAUUGAAAAGAGAAUAAAUUAUCUAUAUUAUAUUUAGCGAAUCGUUUCAAGUUUUUGCUAUUUGUCGGCACGUUUCUGAGCCAGUUCAUUUAAGCAUGUGUAACAGCUUAUGUGUAUGGCACGUGUAUUGGCUUUAAAUAUAAAAUUAUUUGUAUAUAUGUAAUCGUAUUUUUAAUAAACCAUAAAAUAUAUAUUGCUAUAUCAGGGAUGUAUUAGAUAAUAUUGCACAUGGGCUGCAAAUGUAUGCGAAAGAUCGUUAGAUUAGUUAAUCUAAUCGGUUCAUGAUUAAUGACUGUAUGUUUGGCAAACCAGUAUUUUCAAUAGAUACAGUUUUAAUCGUCUUUAAUCGUAAAGUUUUAUAAAUGUAUUUUAAGAAAUUGAUUCGAGGUUCUCACUGCACCUGACCUGCGCGGGGUUUCCCGCCCUCAGUCUUGACUCGCCCUCUCACGAGGCGCGCCUAUUUUGAGAAUGGCCGUCGUUAGCACAGAGCUCUUCCAUAAAGUUUUUUAAUGGAUUUCAAUUAACUCGAAUUAAUUGUUUUUUUUUUUUUUCUGUUUUGUGAGCGUACUGAAUGAACUGCAGCUUCUGCAUCAAAGGGUAAUCAAACAAAAACUUUGUUUGUUACUCCAGCAAAAAUGCUCUUCAAAGUCAUAUGGAGGAAAACAGACAGAGCCGAUUACAACGGCUUAAUUAAAGAAGAAUGCCCAGUCCUCGAUUCUUCUUGUAGCUCCCACCCUGACACACUAUCAAUGUCCUCUGAGACUGAUGAAGGUGCUGGACCAAGCUCCAAGAAACCUCGUUUUGAUGAAGCUUUUGAGGCAAAACAGGUGAUUGUUAAAAUUUUUAAUUAACUAGCCAAAUCAUUUAGCAGUUAUUUACAUUUUUAUAUAAUAAGAGCUUUAUAGCACUUUAAAAAUAUUACAAUAUUUUUCUAUAUGUAUAUAUUAUAGUUUGUCAAUAGAAUUUUGGAGGACAAGGCAGGUGGACACGUGAUUUUGGCUUAAUAUAAAGAACAUGGGGAAACUCACGGACUCAACGCGGCGACUCUUGGUCAAUAUUGUAGUUGCAUACAUAACUGAUAAAGAAGGCCGUGUCCCUUCCAAAGAAACCAAAACCCGCUGUGCCUUGGGAAUUGUAACACUCUUUCCAGCACUCAAGGAUCCAUACUCAAAAACUGGAUAUGAACAUUUCUAUGAUCCCAAGAGCAAUCAAGGAUACACAUCCUGGCGACUAAAAACAGUUUCACGUCAAAGCAAACCUCACAGCACAAGGAAUGCCAGGUCAAGUGCAACAUCUGAUGAUGAGGGCAGUGGAGGACCAACAGCUCACUUGGAAAAGCAGCUGGAGGGUGACCAGUGCAAGGAAGCUAUAUCUUUUAUGAAUCAUUGUACUGAAAAGGACCAGAUUUUUGAGAAGAUGAAAUUAACGUUCAAGCACAGGCAGCAGCUUAUUCAUGAUGCCAUCAAGUCCAAUACAGUGUUUUCGGUUUUUCCAAGAUUUCUCGACACUAAAGGAUUGGUACUUCAAGACUUUGACAUCAAAUUUGGAACUGAAACGGCUUCCAGACUUCUAGAACAAUGGGACAGUCUAAAGCCCAAGGUCAUUGCAGAGGCGAAAACACUUACUUCAACUUGCAUCUCAACAGCCUGCUUGCAGCUGCUCAGGCCAAUGGACAAAACCAGGAAUAUGAAUGGCAAGGGUGGGACAGUGACAUGUCCUCUCUUUUACUCUUGGCUUUCCUUUUGCCACCUUCAGCUGGUGGUAGAAACAAAUCCACAAAGAUCAGCAUCAGGGAGGCAAUGGACUAUAUUGUGCAGUUUCACAAGUCUUGCCGCAGUCUAACUGAACAUGUUGAGAAGACUGAAGGCCUUCAGCCACAUCUCCUUGCAGUUGGCUCAGCGAAGAACACCAUCCAUGAUUUCUACAUUGUGCUUGAUGGACAACUCCUACCAUGUCAGGCAAAGUCUUCCCUUGCUGCUUUUGACGAGCUUUUUAAGACAUAUUUUUUCUUUAGCGUAUCAUACCCCCAGUGCCUAAAUGCGAUGUUUACAUUCAUUCAGACAACGAUCUACAAGAUUGGCUUUGGGACAGUUCGUGAAACCCCUAGGGUUAAGGACUUAAGAGCCAAACUUCUGAAUUAGCUUAACUGUCUAGGAUUAAAAUGUUCCGCUGUUUUGUUUGCAAAGUGGUACAUUCAACUGUAAAUGACCUCGUUCGUCAUUUGAAACUUAUCCAUGCUUACUAUCCUGGGAAAAAAUUGAAUUUGAAAUGUGCACAAAAUGAUUGUAAAUAUAGCUUCAUGACUUAUGCCGGAUUUCGAAAAUACUUCAGUGUUCAUAGAAAUGACUUUCUAGACCAAACAGAGACUGAAAAUCAAAUUCAUGGAGAUAAUGAACUGUCACAUUUAAAUGAUGUCAGUUGAACCGAUACUUGACUUCUUAUUGCUUUUCGGUAUGUUCAAGCUUAGUGUAUGAAAGAAAGUUUAAAGGAUUAGUCCACUUUUAAGUACACUUUUCCUGAUAAAUUUACUCACCCCCAUGUCAUCCAAG